Molecule: messenger RNA, 1538 nt
Organism: Jatropha curcas
Lineage: Eukaryota; Viridiplantae; Streptophyta; Magnoliopsida; Malpighiales; Euphorbiaceae
Source: RefSeq, a predicted model, not a curated record
UCAAAAUCAGUACAAAUAGAGCGCACAUCUCUAGCUUGCCAAUUACAGCACUCACCUAAUUAAGUACUCAAAGGGUCUGAGACACCUCUUUUUCUUUUCCAUUGAAUAUGGCUUAUCCAUACUAUUCACCACCACCACCGGUCAUCCCAUCACCUCCAGCCAACCACCACUAUGUCCACUCACCCUCGCCGCCGCCAUCACGGUCUCCACUUCCACCUCAUCAUCAUCACCACCACCACCAUCAUAAGCCAUCCUCACCACCACACCAUCACCAACACCACCCUAAGCCACCUCCACCAUCCCCAUCUCCACAAUCGCCACCUUCAUGUUAUUAUUGCACACCCCCAACUUAUAAUGCACCGCCACCUAAAAAUCUCAGUCCUCCACCAAAAACUCCUUCAUAUGCACCACCACUGCAUACCUUGCCACCACCACCUCCUACAAGCCCUGCGGUGCCGCCGGUACCAUCUCCCCACAAACCAAAACCACCUUCUCCAGGAAGCCAUACUCCAGGUCCAGUUCCAUCAUCCAAAUCACCUCCACCACCACCAAAACCACCCAUGCCCUCUCCACACAAUCCAACUCCGCCUAAACCCUCACCUCAGCCAAGCCAUACUCCUCCAACUCCAUCUCCAAAGUCGCCUCCAAAUGUAUCACCACCUUCUCCUUCUCUCCCUUUAUCACCACCAACUCCAUCACCAAAGUCGCCUCCAAAUGCAUCACCACCUUCUCCUUCUCUCCCUUCAUCACCACCAACUCCAUCACCAAAGUCGCCUCCAAAUGCAUCACCACCGUCUCCUUCUCUCCCUUCAUCACCACCAACUCCAUCACCAAAGUCACCUCCAUAUGCAUCACCACCCUCUCCUUCUCUGCCUUCAUCACCACCAACUCCAUCAAAAGGUCCAGUUUCACCAUCAAAGUUACCUCCAUACGCUACAGCACCGCCUGUUUCUUAUGGUGCACCUCCAGUACCUCUUAACGCAGUUCCACCUUCAUCGGACGUGGUGGCACCACCUUCGGGAAACAACCACCACACGACUAUCGUCGUGGUGUUUGCGUCGCUAGGAGGUGCAUUCUUUCUUGCAUUCCUAUUAGUUGGUCUUAUUUGUUUGGCUAAAAAGAAAAAGAAGCCAGUUAUGAUUCCUGUAGCUGCACCUCCUCUUGUUAUUGAAGAACACGAAGUAAUUCAAGAGACAAUAACCACAGGAUCGCAUGGAGAGGAAAUUAUCACGGAGUCGAUUGAGGAUGAAGUACGAAUUCACGAACUUGCAGCUGGCGGCGCUGGUAGUUCAAUUAUGGCGGCUGGUGGUGGCGCCCCUCAUCAUCAUCAAGGUCAUGAUUACCGUCAGAGCUAAAGAAUAGCAUUAUGAGCUUUCGUUUCAUAUUAUAUAUCAACAUGAUUGAUUUAUUUGCAAUUCGUUGGCCAAAAUAUAAUAAAUGAGUGAUUAUUUUAUCUGUACAAUGAGUGUCAAUGUGUGUAUAUUACGUGGAACUUGUAUUGGUAAUUAAACAAUGGAGCAGUUAGUUAUCAAAUAAAA